UCAAGUGACAAAUUUGCCCAUCCAGCAGAGCCUCUUUUCGGCUCCUCAGUGCUUGCUUUUUGUUACCUACUAACCUAAACCUACCAUCCUUGUUCCCAGAACUCUCUUCACUAUCUUCCACCGUAUAUAUAACACUUUAAAGAAACUGCAAGUCUUACUGCUUUUUUCUUAGGGUUUUCGUUCAUUCACUGUCCUGCCCCAGUCACCUGACUCGUUAAAAUGUACUAUGGGCUCUAUUAAUGGUAGAUUUCUCAACUACUCAGGUCGGUAAGCUGCAGUCUUUCACAUCUCUGAAAAGUCUUCAAGGAUUCUCUGCUUUACUGUUUUUUCUUUCACACCAAUGACCUGGGGUUUCAUGUCAAAUUGAGGUACUAAGUCUUGUUCUUAAGCAAUCAUCUUAAUGGUGAAUCUUGGUAGCCAAGAGGUUUUUUUUUUUUCACUUUAUUGACUAAACUGAACUGGGUUUUCUGCAAGUACGAGAAUAAUGUGUCUAUUGCAUGUUCGCUGUAUGAAAUGAGUUGGGUUUGAUCUCAAAAGUAUCAAAAAAGAGGGAAAAAAAAAAGUUUCUUGAGAUCACACAAAAUGAGAGUACUGUGUUUGAUCCGAGAAAGUUAAUAGGAAAAGAUGAUUUCUUUGAUUAUGGUUACUUGCUGAAAUGUGUUGGAUUCAAUCCCAAAUAAAGCUGAGAGAUAGUCCAAUGACACAACAUUCUCACGCUAUGCUUUCCUCUCCAUCAUCAUCUUCUUCUUCACCUCCUUAUAAUAGUGAUUACCAAAAACAAUCAGCCCCAUCAUCUGGUAAUAAAAUAAGUCCGGCUAUUCUUUUCGUUAUAGUUAUCCUAGCUGUUAUAUUCUUCAUAUCUGGUGUUCUCCAAUUGCUUGUUAGAUUUCUUAUAAAAAAUAGAUCUUCUUCGUCAGGAUCUGAAUCCAACAGAUAUCCAGAAAUGUCUGGCUCUGAGGCUUUCCAGAGGCAGCUACAACAACUCUUUCAUCUUCAUGAUUCGGGUCUAGAUCAAGCGUUUAUAGAUGCUCUCCCUGUGUUCCUUUAUAAAGAGAUAAUGGGUUUAAAAGAGCCGUUUGAUUGCCCUGUUUGUCUCUGUGAAUUCUCAGAACUAGACAAGCUGAGAUUGCUUCCCAUGUGCAGUCAUGCUUUUCACAUUGAUUGCAUAGACACAUGGUUAUUGUCCAACUCAACUUGCCCUCUUUGUAGAGGAAACCUAUACACACCUGAUCUUGUCAUGGAAAACUCAGUUUUUGACUUUGAAUAUGCAAGGGAAGAAGAUGGUUGCUCAGGGAAUGUAGGAAACGGAGUUUCUCUUGGCUCAAAACCAGCAGAAAACGAAAUUAUUAGUGAAAAAAUGGUGUUUUCUGUUAGGCUUGGAAAGUUUAGAAGCACAAAUGUGGGAGGUGGGUUAGAGAAAAGCGAGGGACAGGGAAAGGGAGAGGGAGAGGGAGAGGGAAAGGGAGAGGAAGAGGGAAAAGGAGAGAGUAGUAGUAGUAAUAAUUUGGAUGCAAGGAGAUGUUUCUCAAUGGGGUCAUACCAAUACGUGGUUGCUGAUUCAGAAUUGCAAGUGGCCUUAUACCCCACUAGAGGUGGUGGUAGUACUAGUUUAAGGCUGUUGAAAGAAGGAAUUGGACAAAAUGAAAAUCCCUCAAAUGAUGCUGAUGUUGAAGCAAAGAAGAUUAACAUCAGAAGUAAAGGUGAAAGCUUUUCUGUUUCUAAGAUAUGGCAAUGGUCUAAGAAGGGCAUAAGUUCUUCUGAAACCCAGAUGGGUUCUUACCCUGUCACAAUAGGUUUACCGCAGACCAACUCAACCCAGGGUUCAUGAAGCUAUUCACUAUGUACUUCACUUUAAUCAAUCAAUGAAAUUGGUUCCAUUUUUA
This is a messenger RNA of Mangifera indica (mango), 1883 nucleotides long. Its product is annotated as RING-H2 finger protein ATL47-like. Lineage: Eukaryota; Viridiplantae; Streptophyta; Magnoliopsida; Sapindales; Anacardiaceae. The record is from RefSeq and is a predicted model, not a curated record. The transcript has a single exon. The coding region runs from base 656 to 1828 and encodes 390 amino acids.